AUGUCGUGGAGAAACCAAGGAAUCACGGGUUCCAAUAACAUCCCGCUGGGAAGCAGGCGUCGCUUCCCUGGCGAUGAAGGGGAAGAGAUGGAUGGCGCUCGCAGCGUAACACCAACGGCCCCAUCAUCUGUCACCAACGGCGACAGAGACAGAGAGAGAGACAACGGCCCCGUUUACAGCAAUGAUCGCGACGUCAAGCGCGGCCGCAGCCCCGAACGGUCCGAGGAUGGUCCCAAGCGCCGCAAGAAGCGCAACCGUUGGGGUGAAGCGACUGAGAACAAGGCCGCCGGAUUGAUGGGCCUUCCUACCGCCAUCGUCGCCAACAUGACAAGCGAACAAUUGGAGGCCUACACCUUGCAUCUUCGCAUCGAGGAAAUCACCCAGAAGCUCAAGAUUGACGACGUUGUUCCCGCUGAUGGAGACAGAUCGCCCUCUCCUGCUCCCCAGUACGACAACCAUGGUCGUCGUGUCAACACCCGCGAAUACCGUUACCGCAAGAAGCUCGAGGAUGAGCGCCACAAGCUCAUCGAGAAGGCGAUGAAGACGAUCCCUAACUAUCACCCGCCCUCGGACUAUCGUAGACCUACAAAGACCCAGGAGAAGGUCUACGUCCCGGUUAACGACUACCCAGAGAUUAACUUCAUUGGCUUGCUUAUCGGUCCUCGUGGCAAUACACUCAAGAAGAUGGAAACAGAAUCUGGCGCCAAGAUUGCCAUUCGUGGAAAGGGCUCCGUGAAGGAGGGCAAGGGCCGUUCUGACGCUGCCCACUCCAGCAACCAGGAAGAGGACCUGCACUGUCUCAUCAUGGCAGAUACCGAAGAGAAGGUUAACAAAGCCAAAAAGCUGAUUCACAAUAUUAUUGAGACAGCUGCUUCGAUCCCUGAAGGCCAGAACGAGCUCAAGCGUAACCAGCUCCGUGAGCUUGCUGCCCUCAACGGUACCCUGCGUGAUGAUGAGAACCAAGCCUGCCAGAACUGCGGCCAAAUCGGUCAUCGUAAAUAUGAUUGCCCCGAGAAGCAGAACUACACUGCCAACAUUAUCUGCCGUGUCUGCGGUAACGCCGGCCAUAUGGCUAGGGAUUGUCCUGACAGGCAGAGGGGUGCAAGCUGGAGAAACGAUGGUCCCGGUGCUCCCCGUACCGCUGGUCGUAUUGGUAGCAGUGGUGGCGGCGAUGCCGUGGACCGCGAGUACGAGCAACUCAUGCAAGAACUCGGCGGUACCGGUGCUGCUCCUGCUCGUAUCGAAGCUGGCCCUGGCUCUUUCAGCAAUGGUGGUGCUGGCGGUGGCGGCGGCGGCAGCGGCGAUGCCAAGCCCUGGCAACGCGGACCUACUGGCGGCCCUGCUCCCUGGCGUACUCGCAACUCGGAUCGGGAUCACGAAGGUGGCCCCGGUGGCCCUGGUGGCCCUCCCAGCGGACCCUCUGGUGGCCCCGCUCCUUGGGCUCGUGACCGUGGCGAGCGCAGACAUGAUGAUCGCGAUCGCGAUAGAGGAGAUAGCUACUACGGCGGUGAUCGCAGGCAUGACGACUACGGCAGAGGCCCCUCGGGUGGUGGUGGCGGCGGCGGCCCUGCCCCUUGGCAUCAACCUCCCCCUGGAGCCCCGUCUGCCCCAGCGAUUCCCGCAGCUCCGGCCUAUCCUGGUGCUUAUGGUGGUUAUCCCGGCUAUGGUGCUCCUCCCGGUAUGGGCGCUGCCCCGCCUCCCGGAUUGCCUCCUCCGCCUCCUGGAGCUCCUCCCGGCCUGUCUGGACCGCUUAACGCCCUCAUCCAGCAAUAUGCCAACGCGGCUCCUCCCCCGCCCCCUCCGGCAGCUGAGGCACCCCCUCCGCCUCCCAUGGACCUCCCUCCUCCCCCUCCCGGCGCUUGA
Sordaria macrospora k-hell is the source of this 1863-nucleotide messenger RNA. RefSeq lists its product as uncharacterized. The record is from RefSeq and is a predicted model, not a curated record. Gene Ontology annotation, biological process: regulation of mRNA splicing, via spliceosome. Gene Ontology annotation, cellular component: nucleus. Gene Ontology annotation, molecular function: mRNA binding; zinc ion binding. Lineage: Eukaryota; Fungi; Ascomycota; Sordariomycetes; Sordariales; Sordariaceae.